AUGACGGUUCAGACGACUAUAGCGUAUACUAAAAACGUGUAUUUCUACAACACGAUGACGGUUCAGACGACUAUAGUGUAUACUAAACACGUGUAUUUCUACAACACAAUGACUAUAGUGUAUACUAAACACGUGUAUUUCUACAACACAAUGACGGUUCAGACGACUAUAGCGUAUACUAAAAACGUGUAUUUCUACAACACGAUGACGGUUCAGACGACUAUAGUGUAUACUAAACACGUGUAUUUCUACAACACGAUGAUGGUUCAGACGACUAUAGUGUAUACUGAACACGUGUAUUUCUACUACGCAAUGACAGUUCAGACGACUAUAGUGUAUACUAAACACGUGUAUUUCUACAACACAAUGACGGUUCAGACGACUAUAGUGUAUACUACAAACGUGUAUUUCUACAACACAAUGACGGUUCAGACGACUAUAGUGAAUACUAAACACGUGUAUUUCUACAACACGAUGACGGUUCAGACGACUAUAGUGUAUACUGAACACGUGUAUUUCUACAACACAAUGACUAUAGUGUAUACUGAACACGUGUAUUUCUACAACACAAUGACGGUUCAGACGACUAUAGUGUAUACUAAACACGUGUAUUUCUACAACACGAUGACGGUUCAGACGACUAUAGUGUAUACUAAUCACGUGUAUUUCUACAACGCAAUGACGGUUCAGACGACUAUAGUGUAUACUAAACACGUGUAUUUCUACAACGCAAUGACGGUUCAGACGACUAUAGUGUAUACUAAACACGUGUAUUUCUACAACGCAAUGACCGUUCAGACGACUAUAGUGUAUACUAAACACGUGUAUUUCUACAACACGAUGACAGUUCAGACGACUAUAGUGUAUACUACAAACGUGUAUUUCUACAACACGAUGACGGUUCAGACGACUAUAGUGCGCAACAGUUACUUGCCAGAGGUGAUCACUACAUCCAUUGCAGUUACCCCAGAUGUUGAAGUAGCAGAGGUGACCACUACAGCCUCUGCAAUCAGUCCAGAUGUUGCAGUACCAGAGGUGAUCACUACAGCCACCCCAGAUGUUGCAGUACCAGAGGUGAUCACUACAGCCACCCCAGAUGUUGCAGUACCAGAGGUGAUCACUACAGCUGCUGUAGUCACCCCAGAUGUUGCAGUACCAGAGGUGAUCACUACAGCCACCCCAGAUGUUGCAGUACCAGAGGUGAUCACUACAGCCACCCCAGAUGUUGCAGUACCAGAGGUGAUCACUACAGCUGCUGUAGUCACCCCAGUUGUUGCAGUGCCAGAGGUGAUCAUUACAGCCGCUGUAUUUACCCCAGAUGUUGCCGUAUUAGAGGUGAUCACUACAGCCACCCCAGAUGUUGCAGUACCAGAGGUGAUCACUACAGCCGCUGUAGUCACCCCAGAUAUUGCAGUACCAGAGGUGAUCACUACAGCCGCUGUAGUCACCCCAGAUGUUGCAGUACCAGAGGUGAUCACUACAGCCGCUGUAGUCACCCCAGAUGUUGCAGUACCAGAGGUGAUCACUACAGCCGCUGUAGUCACCCCAGAUGUUGCAGUACCAGAGGUGAUCACUACAGCCGCUGUAGUCACCCCAGAUGUUGCAGUACCAGAGGUGAUCACUACAGCCACUGUAGUCACCCCAGAUGUUGCAGUAUCAGAGGUGAUCACUUCAGCCGUUGCAGUUACCCCAAAUGGUUGUAGUGCCAGAGUACCAGAGUUGAUCACUACAGCCACCCCAGAUGUUGUAGUGCCAGAGGUGAUCACUACAGCCACCCCAGAUGUUGUAGUGCCAGAGUUGAUCACUACAGCCACCCCAGAUGUUGUAGUACCAGAGGUGAUCACUACAGCCACCCCAGAUGUUGCAGUACCAGAGUUGAUCACUACAGCCACCCCAGAUGUUGUAGUGCCAGAGGUGAUCACUACAGCCGCUGCAGUCACCCCAGAUGUUGCAGUGCCAGAGGUGAUCACUACAGCCGCUGCAGUCACCCCAGAUGUUAUCACUACAGCCGCUGCAGUUACCCCAGAUGUUGCAGUACCAGAGGUGAUCACUACAGCUGCUGUAGUUACCCCAGAUGUUGCAGUGCCAGAGGUGAUCACUACAGCCACCCCAUAUGUUGCAGUGCCAGAGGUGAUCACUACAGCCGCUGCAGUUACUCCAGAUGUUGCAGUGCCAGAGGUGAUCACUACAGCCGCUGUAGUCACCCCAGAUGCUGCUGCAGUCACUGCAGAUGUUGUGGUGCCAGAGGUGAUCACUACAGCUGCUGCAGUCACCCCAGAUGUUGCAGUACCAGAGGUGAUCACUACAGCCACCCCAGAUGUUGCAGUAUCAGAGGUGAUCACUACAGCCGCUGCAGUCACUCCAGAUGUUGCAGUAUCAGAGGUGAUCACUAUAGCCACCCCAGAUGUUGCAGUACCAGAGGUGAUUACUACAUCCGGUGCAGUCACUCCAGAUGUUGCAGUGCCAGUGGUGAUCACUACAGCCACCCCAGAUGUUGCAGUAUCAGAGGUGAUCACUACAGCCGUUGCAGUCACCCCAGAUGUUGCAGUAUCAGAGGUGAUCACUACAGCCGAUGCAGUCACUCCAGAUGUUGCAGUAUCAGAGAUGAUCACUGCAGCCACUGCAGUCACUCCAGAUGUUGCAGUAUCAGAGAUGAUCACUGCAGCCGGUGCAGUCACUCCAGAUGUUGCAGUAUCAGAGGUAAUCAAUUCAGCCGUUCCAUCGCACUUUAAGUGGAAGUGGAGACAGAUGAACAGGUUUACGACAGUUCAUGCAUUCUUAAGAAAAUCAAGCCCACCCUAA
Molecule: messenger RNA, 2802 nt
Organism: Gigantopelta aegis
Lineage: Eukaryota; Metazoa; Mollusca; Gastropoda; Neomphalida; Peltospiridae
Product: calphotin-like
Exons: 3
Coding region: 1-2802 (933 amino acids)
Source: RefSeq, a predicted model, not a curated record